GAUAUAUCCGGAAAGCGAUUCCAACAAUCCACGUGACCAAAAAAGGCUGCGAUGAUCUUCCUUGAGAGCGAGAGCAAGAUCGUCCAAGAAGUACUCCUGGGCCGGUUGGGCGAGACGGCGCCGCGACCGGUGGAACCCCUGGAGAUUCGCUUGUGUGACUUUGACGAUGUGCAAUACGACAUUUCUAUUCAAGGCACGACGUUGGCUGUGUCGAUGGCCUAUCGCCCGUACAUCGAGCUCCAAAAGUUUGGCGCGGCUAACAUGCUGGCCAAGGUGUAUCCUGAAUUCCAAAUCACGACGCCCAAGCCUGGGUUUGAGCUGACGUUGGUCGCGAACGUCGACACCAUCUCGCCCCAGGAUGCCGCCAACGUCGUGCAUCGCAUUGCGUCCCUCAAGCGAAACAUUCUGAGCGCGCCAUUAAACCAUUGCUUCCUCGCGCUGCAUGCCGGCCAAGCCAAGGUGCUGAGCCCGAUCCAAAUCCCUUUCCGACGCCAAGAGACCAUCUACGUCCUCCCGCAGGAAGACCGUAUUGUCAUUGUGUUUUCCGUGGCCUUUCAAGACCGAACGGACCAGGCCAUUGCGCGCGUCUUUCUCCAAGAAUUCGCUGAAGCCCGUCGACAUGUCAACAAUGCGCCGCCCGUGAGCUUUGGAAAGGACCCUCCGCUUGAGCUGCGCGCCGCGUCUGGCCUGCACACGAGCCCCGACCACGUCGGCUACCUCAGCUUUGCUAUCUUUAAGAGCCACAUUGACUCGGAGGCGAAGCGUGAAAACGCGUGCACGUUGCUCCAAGGCUUCCGCAACUACUUGCAUUACCAUAUCAAAGCGUCCAAAACAUACCUGCAUAUUCGCAUGCGCAAACGCGUGGACUUGCUCUUGCAAGUGCUGAACCGAGCCCAGCCAGCGAAAGAUCCGGCCAAGACCUCCAAGAAGACAAUCACGGGGAAAACGUUUGACCGCAAAGUGUAGUCGCACAUUAGCAUGAUGCAAUGGCAUCCUCAUGAAGGCCACACGACGACGCAUGAGCUGGGGCUACACUUGCUAUGGUCGUAGAUUGACAUGAAGUCUAAUGACGUUAAGGUCGACUAAUCUAUCAAUCGUGGUGGAGUUGGUCUUGGAUGACGUGUAACUUCUCUAGCUCUGCCAAGUACUCGGCAAAAGGUGUGCCCACGAUGGACGCUGACGACAACUCCAUGAUGCCGCUGCUGUCUUCGCCGACGCCGAUUUCUUCCUCGGAACAAAUCAUGCCGUUCGAGACUUCGCCACGCAACUUGGACCUUUUGAUCUUGACCAUCUUGUCCACCAAAGCACCCCCUGCAUCCUCGGGGUUAGGCACUCGGAAAGUCAACUUGGUCCCGACUGUCGCCACAGGAACCUUCAUGCCUUCGCGCACGUUGGGGGCGCCGCAGAUGAUUUGGACCGGGUCGGCGCCGACUGCAAUUGCGACAUCACAGAUGUUCAGUCGCUCUGCUUGCGGAUGGCUCGUUACCUUGACGAUAUGCCCCACCACCACGCCUUGCAAGCGGGUGGACGUGCCAAACCACCGAGUCAUGGACCGUGCCAACAUGAUUUUGGCGCUGAGAUUUUGUUGGGCUGAAAC
Messenger RNA from Aphanomyces astaci, 1597 nucleotides. RefSeq lists its product as hypothetical. The record is from RefSeq and is a predicted model, not a curated record. The transcript has 9 exons. Gene Ontology annotation, molecular function: actin filament binding; structural constituent of cytoskeleton. NCBI's taxonomy places the organism in Eukaryota, Oomycota, Saprolegniomycetes, Saprolegniales, Verrucalvaceae. Bases 52 to 966 code for a protein of 304 amino acids. Gene Ontology annotation, cellular component: Arp2/3 protein complex; actin cytoskeleton. Gene Ontology annotation, biological process: actin filament polymerization; Arp2/3 complex-mediated actin nucleation.